Messenger RNA from Penicillium cinerascens, 570 nucleotides. Its product is annotated as cupin domain-containing protein. The coding region runs from base 1 to 570 and encodes 189 amino acids. Lineage: Eukaryota; Fungi; Ascomycota; Eurotiomycetes; Eurotiales; Aspergillaceae. The record is from RefSeq and is a predicted model, not a curated record. The transcript has a single exon.
AUGUCGAAUGCCGGUCAAAUCUCACCUCUUCGCCCCGUCACCCGCCAUGUCACCGGCCACGACGCCGCCGGCAAGGCCAUCAUCCAGUCCUCCUCUCCGGGCCAGUGGAAGCCAUUCAAAACCGAUGACAUGGCCUUCGCCGUCAUGUACACCACCUCUCAGUUCCCGGCCGAUCUGAACGAUGACGCCGACGUCAAGGCUCACGAAAAGAUCGUCCAAUCCGACCAGCUCGGCCUGGUCAAUCCUCGAGGCACCGUCUGUCGUAUCGUGGACUUUGGCCCCAACAAUAAGUGUUUCAUCCACCGUACGCAGAGUCUGGACUAUGGAAUCGUGCUGGAGGGCGAAAUUGAGAUGGUUAUGGAGAAGGGAGAACCCGUUCUGAUGCAGCGGGGAGAUGUCGCGGUGCAGCGCGCUACGAUGCACGGUUGGCGAAACCCCAGCGAAACGGAGUGGGCGCGGAUGGCGUUCGUUCUGCAGGACUGCCAGCCGUUGACGGUGGGCGGCAGUGCGAUGAAGGAGGAAUUGGGCACCGCGGCCGGCUUUUUGAGGCCGAGUGGGAACGACCAGUAG